UCCUGACUGGGACCUAUGUACUCUCAGCACAAGACUAUGGACUAUUCCUGGCAGACGAGGAUCCCAAGAAAGGGGGUGUGGCUGGAGCCAGGCAGGACACUGGACUAUUAUCUCCUCAGGGACGGGGAUUUAUUGGAAUACAAGAAGAAAAUGCGAAUUCUACAAAUCAAAACGUUGGACGGCAUGCAGAAGAAGUUACAAGUAGAUGACAGCCACACGGUGGGACAGCUGAUGGUCACCAUCUGUACCAAGAUGGGUAUCUCUAACCAUGAGGAAUACUCCUUGGUCCGCGAGAUGACGGACGACGAGAAAGAGAAAACGCUGACUCUCCGCCGAGACAAGUCCAUCGCCAAGGACCAGAAGAAACUCGACGAGAUGAGAAAGAAACUCCACACGGACGAUGAACUGGAGUGGUUGGACCAUUCGCGGACCCUGAGAGAACAGGGGGUGUUGGACGUGGACACACUACUGCUGAGGAGGAAGUUCUUUUUCUCCGACCAAAAUGUGGACCAGCGCGACCCUGUACAACUCAAUCUGCUAUACGUACAGUCCCGAGACGCCAUCUUGGACGGGACCCACCCGGUCACUCAGGAGGAGGCGAUCCAGCUGGCCGGGAUACAGGCACACAUACAGUUUGGCGACUACAACGAAAACAAACACAAGACGGGAUUCCUAGAAUUAAAGGAGUUUUUACCAAAAGAAUAUGUCAAAACACAGAAAAUAGAAAAGAGAAUAUUUGCAGAACACAAGAAGUGGGUUGGCGUCCAUGAGUUUGAGGCCAAGGCCAAGUACACUCAAAAAUGUCGCGGACUCAAGACUUAUGGAAUCACUUUCUUCCUUGUCAAAGAAAAAAUGCCUGGAAAGAAUAAACUGGUGCCCCGCUUACUUGGUAUCACAAAAGAAAGCGUGGUUAGGAUGGACGAAAAAACCAAAGAGAUCCUGAAGACCUGGCCGCUGACCACAGUCAAGAGAUGGGCCGCCUCCCCCAACAGCUUUACCCUGGAUUUUGGAGACUACUCAGACUCAUAUUACUCGGUCCAAACUCAGGAAGGUGAGCAGAUAUCUCGACUCAUCGCUGGAUACAUCGACAUCAUCCUCAAACGGAAAAAAGACAAGGACCAUCUGGGUAUAGAGGGCUCGGACGAGGCCCCUAUGUACGAAGACAGCGUGUCGCCAGCCAAGGCGACCAUUAUUUCCCGUAUGCAGGGAAACGUCAGUCAUCCCGACGUAGGAAACGUGGCCCUGCCCGGAGUGAUGAGAGGCGGAGUCUCGGGGGAAAACACCAUCUCCGUCGGGUCAAUGUCAUCCGCCCAACACGGACAGGUCUCUAGCGAAAUGCAUCAUGUGCAUGGCAACAGACAGAGUCAGAACAUACAGGAGCACGGUCUGUCCCAGUCCCAGAGGGCCCUGCUGACCUGUAUAGAGGAGGGGAUCACCUCUAUAAGACAGGCCGAGUCUCAGAUGGACAAAGGCGCCGCGCUGCCCAACCUCGGAAACGACGCCGCUUCCAAAAAGUGGAGACAGAACAUGCUAGACUUGUCACGGCAGAAGGUCGGGGCCCAGCUCUCCGCGAUGAACGCCGCCACCGCCCAGCUGGUUACCAUGUCGAUAGAUGACGAGAUAGACACGAGCCGCGUGGGUGCUGCCGUGGCACAGAUAACGUCAAACAUUGACGACUUCUCUCAGGACGUGAGGAUGCUGGGAGCUCUCCAGGACGACGAUGCUAGUCGUAACAAACUCCUGGGGGCUGCCAAACGCCUGUGUGGUGCUUUCUCUGACCUCCUGAACGCCGCCGAACCCGGGCAGAAAGAGGGUAAAUCUAACCUGAUCACUGCGGCUAAGACGGUCGGCGAGGCAUCACAGGAAGUGAUGACAGGCAUCGGAGAGACGGCCGACGACAUGGACAGGAUGUACCAGGAGACAUUGCUAGCUCUUGCUAAGGCAGUGGCCAAUGCGACGGCCCAGCUCGUCCUGAAGGCCAAGAGUGUGGCCAGCACCACCGAGGACCAGGGGCUUCAGAACAAGGUCAUCAGCUCAGCGACCAGCUGUGCCCUCGCGACGUCACAGCUCGUGGCCUGUACCAAGAACAAACUGAUCGACUGGGCGACGGUCUGUACCCUCGCCACAGAUCAACUCGAAGCUUGUUGCAAGGUGGUGGCUCCGACCAUCAGUAGCCCGGCCUGUCAGGAACAGCUGAUAGACGCCGCAAAGGGUGUGGCUCACUCUGUGGAGGGAAUCGUGGAGGCGGCCCAGCAGUCCUGCCGCGACGACAAGCUUCUGGCCGACCUAGGCGCCGCAGCCACCGCGGUUACUCAGGCUCUUAACGACCUGCUACAGCACAUCAAGAAGGGGGCAGGACCGACCGCGGCUGGGGAAUCCCACGAGGAUGCAGUGGACACGAUCCUGACUGUGACGGACAGACUGUUCAGUAGUGUGGGGGACGCCCACGAGAUGGUGAGACAGGCCAGGCAGCUAGCUCAGGCGACCUCUUCAUUGGUUGGGGCCAUCAGGGGAGAAGCCGAGGGCCACUCUGACUCGGACAUGCAGAAGCGGCUCCUGGCCGCCGCCAGACAACUCGCUGAUGCCACCGCGAACAUGGUGGAAGCUGCCAAGGGCUGUGCGUCGAGUCCGAACGACUCGGAGCAGCAGAAGAGACUACGAGGCGCUGCAGAGGAUCUCCGGGCUGCCACAAAUAUCGCCGCCAGCAACGCCCUCAAAAAGAAACUCAUCAGGAGGCUAGAGAACGCCGCGCGUCGUACCGCCUCAGCCACCACACAGCUGAUUAACGCCUCAAAGAACGCUAACAAAUCCAACACUAACAAAACCUCGGAACAUCAACUGACUCAACAAUGUCAGAUCAUGAAUGAACAGCUGCCUCUGUUGAUCCAAGGAUUCCGGGGAUCUGAGACAAACCAGGACAGCGCUACAGCCCAGCUACAACUGAUUAAUGCCAGCAAGGAAUUUAUACAGCCUGCCAGUCAGCUGGUAUCCGCCGCAAACGCCGCAGCCCCAACGGUUGGAGAUCAAGCCGCAAGCAUGAACAUGAACCAGGCAGUGAAGACGAUGACCACCGCGCUCGCUGAGCUGAGAACCGCCUCUGGGAAGGCAGAGGAGAUGUGUAUCUCACUGGAGGUUGAUGCCGCGCUUGAUCAGCUGACCGAACUCGACCGCGAGCUGGAGGAGUACCGCAGAGCCGCCGACAGCGGUAACCUUGUGCCACUACCCGGUGAAACGGUGGAGGCGUCGGCCAUGAAACUUGGCUCCACCUCUAAGAACGUGGGAUCGGCGAUGGCUCAGCUACUGACGGCUGCCUCACAGGGCAAUGAGAAUUACGUGGGUGUAGCAGCCAGGGACACCGCGAACGCUCUCCGCGUGCUGACAGAAGCCACGCGCGGUGUCGCCUCAACCUCAGAAGACAUCGAGGUCAGACGGCAAGUGAUCGACAGCGCCCGUGACGUAAUCGACAAGUCAACGCAUCUACUGGAGGAGACGAAGCGAGCCAUGAACGACCCAGAAAACCCUGAGAACCAGGCUAGACUUAACCAGGUGGCCAAGGCUGUGUCGAGUGCGCUCAACAACUGUGUGAACGCCCUUCCCGGACAGAGAGACGUGGAUAACGCCAUCAGACAGAUCACAGACUCGAGCCAGGAGCUGGCGUCCACCAAGUACCCGAGCACAGACCGCACGUUCCAGGAGAUCCAGAUCGAGAUCAACAACGCCGCUGUCAAUCUCAACCAGGCCGCCAGUGACAUCGUCACCGCAUCUCGUGGCACACCUAAACAACUCGCCGAGUCAUCUCGCGAGUACAGCUCGUCUUACUCAGAGUUCAUCAAAUCUGGACUCACCAUGGCAGGUCUGUCCAAGGAUGGAGACACACAGAACCAGAUUGUGGGCGGACUGAAGAACGUCUCCAUGGUUUCAAGUAAACUGCUGCUGGCCGCCAAAUCUGUGUCGGCCGAUCCAAACGCUCCCAACACCAAGAAUCUGCUCUCGCAGGCCGCCAGAGCGGUGACGGAGAGCAUUAAUCAGCUGAUCAACGUCUGUACUGUGUCGGCUCCAGGACAGAAGGAGUGUGAUAACGCCCUCAGACAGAUACAGAUGAUGAAAUCUAUGCUGGAGAGUGCCAAUGAACCAGUGACUGACCUGUCGUAUUUCGAAUGUCUGGACUCCGUCAUGGAGAAAUCUAAGCUGUUGGGAGACUCUAUGACUGGGAUCACGAACCACGCCAAGAAGGGUGACCUGGAGAACUUCUGUGAUUCCGUGGGGAACUUCUCAACAUCUGUUUGUGGACUCACUGAGGCCGCCUCACAGGCAGCCUACCUUGUGGGCAUCGCUGAUGGAGCGUCAGAGCCCGGAAGGCCCGGGCUGGUGGACCAGUCCCAGUUUGCCCGGGCUAACCAGGCCAUACAGAUGGCGUGUCAGAACCUGGUUAACCCGGCCAGCUCCCAGCAACAGUAUUACAUGGCGGAAAGCUGUAGGUCAAUGGUGUUGUCAGCAGCAACAGUGGUUGCUAAGCACACGUCAGCCCUGUGUAACGCCUGUCGCCUGGCCUCCAGCAAGACCUCCAAUCCUGUCGCUAAGCGACACUUUGUACAGAGUGCCAAGGACGUUGCCAACAGCACAGCCAACCUGGUCAAGGCCAUCAAGGCGCUGGACCAGGAUUUCACUGAGGAGAACCGCCAGCGAUGUGCGGAGGCCGCCAAACCACUGACAGAUGCAGUGGAUGAACUCACCACAUUUGCCUCCUCUCCCGAGUUUGCCAGCAUGCCAGCCAAGAUCAGCCCUGAGGCAAGGAAGGCCCAAGAGCCCAUUGUGUCGGCAGGUAAGGCGAUGAUCGAUGGAGCGUGUCACAUGGUGACGGCCGCCAAACAGCUGGCUGUCAACCCAAAGGACCCGCCCACUUACCAACUGUACUCCAACCACUCCAAGAGUGUGUCCGAGGCCAUCAAACGACUCGUGUCCUCCAUCAAGGACUGUGCGCCGGGUCAGCGUGAGUGUGACGAGUCGAUCGACAAACUGAACCGCUCCAUCCGCGACCUGGACCAGGCCUCACUGGCCGCCAUCAGUCAGAGUCUACAGCAACGGACCGAGAAAUCCCUCAGGGGAUUCCAAGAACAGAUGAUUGGGAGUGCAAGAGAAAUCCAUGACCUUUGUUCCAAGGUCAAGGACUCAGCUAAAGCAGAGCCGGAGAAUCUGGGUCACAGGGUGACAAUGAUGGCCAGCUACUUCGGCCCACUCUCGGAUGGUGCUGUAGGUGCCGCCUCGCUGAUCCAGAACUCCAAACAACAGACCCACAUCCUGGACCUGACUAAGACCGUGGCCGAGUCGGCACUUCAGUUCAUGUACUCCUGUAAGGAAGGGGGAGGCAACCCUAAGGCCCCUAAGCACACCCAUGAUAACAUUGACACAGCAGCAGACAACACAAUGGACGUCGUACAGGACCUGUUACAGUCUCUGGAGGAGGCCGCCUCACAGGCCGGCGUAGUCAACAGUAUGAUAGAGAAACUCACCAAAUCAAUCACUAAGACGGACGAGCAAGUAAUGGUGAGGGAGGGGAUGUCCUUCGUGGAGUACCAGUCCAACAUGGUCAGUCUGGCCAAGAAGAUCGCCAUGACGACGCAGGAGAUGGUGGGCAAGGCGGGGGUGAACCCGGGCGACCUCGGGCGACUGGCCAAUCAGCUGACACGAGACUACGAUGUGUUGGCCAGUAACUCUGCAAAUGCCGCCGCAACCUCCAACAGUCAGGAUAUUGCGAAUCGCAUCCGUACGACGGUCCAAGACCUGGGUAAGAGCUGUGUGGAGCUGGUACAGGACGCCGGCAAAGUCCAGGGCGACCCACACGACACAUACGCGAGACGCGACCUCCAGGACCAUGCCCGCAGCGUCAGUGAGAAGGUGGCCUUUGUUCUAGCAGCAUUACAGUCCGGGUCUCGCGGUACCCAGGCCUGUAUCAAUGCGGCAAGCGCGGUGAGCGGAAUCAUUGCUGAUCUGGACACCACCAUUAUGUUUGCCACCGCCGGAACUCUGUGUACUGAGGGAGAUGACAGUUUCGCCAGCCACAGAGAGGACAUCCUGAAAACGGCGAAGGCUUUGGUAGAGGAGACCAAGAAGUUGGUACAGGGCGCCGCAUCCGAUCAGGAAACGCUCGCCGGGGCCGCUCAACAGGCCGUCAAAACCAUCACCAAACUCGCAGAUGUCGUCAAACUUGGUGCAGCCUCACUCGGAUCUAACCAACCUGAGGCUCAGGUGAUGAUAAUUAACGCGGUGAAGGAUGUGGCUUCCGCACUCUCCGAUCUGAUCAGCGCCACCAAGAACGCCUCCGGCAAAAACGUCUCCGAUCCGGCAAUGAUGACCCUCAAAGAGUCUGCCAAGGUGAUGGUGACCAACGUGACAUCGUUACUGAAGACGGUGAAGACCGUGGAGGAUGAAGCCGCGCGGGGAACUCGGGCCCUGGAGUCUACCAUAGAAGCCAUAGGACAGGAGGUUAAGUCGUACGAGGCUGGAACCUUGCCAGAGAAGAAAGCAACGGCAGAAGAUCUGAUCCGACUGACCAAACCUAUCACCACGGCGACCGCCAAAGCAGUGGCUGCUGGGAACUCGGGUCGCCAAGAGGACGUCAUCAUCUGUGCCAACAUGGGACGCAAGGCCAUCUUUGAUUUACUGGCAACAUGCAGGGGCACAGCCAGCACUGCAGAGACAACAGAAGUCCGACAGAAGACGAUAGCAGCCGGCAAGAACUGUGCUGUUGUCUACAAAGAUCUACUGGAGCAGGUCAGCACGGUGGUCCAGAAACCUUCCCAGGAGGCCAAGCAGACACUGGCAGCACGUGCGCACCAAGUCGCGGUGUCCGUACAGGAAAUCGUACACUGCUCUGAACUCAUUAAAGUGGGCCAACCCGCAGAAGGAGGUACAGACUGGGUGGAUCCCGAGGACCCCACAGUGAUCGCCGAGAGCGAACUCCUGACGGCGGCCAAAUCCAUCGAAGCUGCCGCACAGAAACUGUCGCAACUCAAACCACGCAAAAAGGCAAAGGAAGCAGACAUGAGUCUAAACUUUGAAGAGCAAAUUCUGGAGGCAGCCAAAUCUAUCGCCUCAGCAACGGCAGCCUUGGUGAAGUCAGCGUCGGCCGCACAAAGAGAACUUGUGGCGCAAGGAAAGGUUCGCACGCGCAAAGAGAUUGGAGCAACAUACCACAAAUCUCAGAUACUGGACGAUGACGGUCAAUGGUCCGAGGGGCUUAUAUCAGCGGCUAAGAUGGUAGCUGCUGCCACUCAUAGUUUGUGCGAGUCGGCCAAUGCCAUGGUUCAAGGUCAUGCUACAGAAGAGCGACUCAUCGCCUCGGCCAAAGAGGUCGCGGGGUCGACGGCCCAUCUCCUGGUCGCCUGCAGGGUCAAGGCUGACCCAGACUCAGUCGCCAUGAAACGCCUCCAGGCGGCGGGUAAUGCGGUGAAGCGUGCCACGGAGGUCCUGGUGAAGGCGGCCCAGCAGGCCAAGCAGAGAGAUGAGGACGAGGAUAUAAAUGUGGCGGUCGACUCGCGUAAAGUGGGCGGGAUCAAACAGGAACUACAAAUUCAAGAGGAGAUGUUACGGAAGGAGAGAGAAUGGAUCGAAGCCAGAGAGAAGCUGGCCAAGUUCCGUAAACAGCGGUACAAGGACACGGGCCACGAUAGCGACUCAUCAUCCGCCUUCUAACGCCGCACGCUCCAGCUUUAACUGUAUAAUGCGUAUAGUGCCUGUCACGUGUCUUGUGAUGUCAUAAUGGCUUCCAUGUCAGCUGUCCUUGUGAAGGUCAAGGUGACAAGCAUCUAAGUGAUUGAGAAUUUGAAGGGAGUGAGAGUGUUUGAGAUCUGGGUUAGGGUUGCAUUUUUGUGGGUGUGAUUUUUCAAUAUAGAUGUGUAAGUUUGUAUACUUAGAAUGAUGAAUGAUAGAUAAUGUAUUCAGAGGACAGAAAUUUGGAAUUGAGAAGAAAGAGACUCAGAAAGAAAGGAUUCUCAAUAAUCAUAUCAUAUGUAUAUGUAGCUGCUGAUUAAGUGUUAAACCAGUUAUGUCACAUAUUGUACAGGAUUUUACAGAAUUGUUUACCAACCGUGCAAAAAUUUAUCUAUUUUAAAUAGAAGCAGUUGUUAUUCGACACUUGAUUAUUUUUGGAUUUUUUUUCUGCAAGCAGACGUGUUUUUUUUUUUUAAGAAUAUAAACAUGAAGUUUUCCGAAUCUGAUAGAUUAAAUCUACACUGUUUUAAGGUAGCCAAUUGUGAUAUGGUGUUACAAAUGAUAGAUGAUAUGGUGUUACAAAUGAUAGAUAUGCAAUACUUAUAUACAAUAUAAAGACUGAUAUAGCUUACUUAUUCUUUGAUAUGUAUUUGUACUAUCCAUGUACUGCAGAUGUUGUAUUCAAGUCAUGUUUUUAUGUUGACUUAGAAAUAUGCUUUAUCAGCACAGUUUGAGUGAACAUUAACCAGGUUUCUUCCCCUGUUUUGUUGCUGUUUAGAGAUUUCAAUUCACGCUUGAUUUUAGUCAGAGUUUUAAUUGAUAAUUUCAUGAGAAAAACCUUGAUUUGAUUUCUGUGUUUGAUGCCAGGCUUCCACUAACCGAGUAAAUCCGCGAGUAUUUGGUGUGUACCACGCUAGUCCUACACAUAUACCCAGUGCUGCGUAUUGAACAGUUUUAUGUGUGUAUUUUGUAUUAGUCGUGUUUAGUUUUUGAUAAAAGCGAUAAAUAUUUUAUUCUGUUUAAUAUUAUGAUUAUUGUAUAAUUAUUAUGAUGACGACUGUGUAAUUUUCUACAUUCUCUAUCGUACACAAUAUUUGUAGUAAACUUUUGUUUCCUAUAUAAAAUUGGUAUAUUGUAUUUAUACUGACCAUAUAUAACGUAGCCACACCCUCAGCAUUAAUCAAUAUCACCAGGGGUACACUACAGAAUCUGUUUUACUCCUGUAUAACAAACCAUUAAACCAUACAACUACAGCAUGUUCUGUACCCAGAGUUAUCUCUCUUGUUUUAUUCAACCAAUGCAAACAUCAUCUUAUAGAAUUUGAAUUAUCCGAGAAGAACAUCAUGUAGUCGAUGAACUCGUAUUUCAUGAUCAAAAUAUCUACGUUAUAGACUAGCAUUAUGGAUUUUGUUAUCAAUAUUUUGUCAUUAACGGAUUAUUUUGAAACAACCCAUAAUUUGUUUAGUCAAAGAUUAUAGAAAUUAUUUAAUUUUGUGUCAACAAAAUCGUACAUUUUGUAAUUGCAAAUUUGCCAUAAAUAAAAUAACGACGAAAAAUGAUGCUGAGAUGUAGAAAAUUAAUAUAUUUACUCUGACCUUAGCUAACGAUAGCGAUAAUGAAAAUAUUCAGUCUGACCUUGGUUACAGCGGAUGAUAAUAUAUUCACUGACCUACGUCACAGUUACGAUUAUUAAUAUAUUCACUCUGACCUUAGCCAACAGUGACGAUUAUUAAUAUAUUCACUCUGACCUUAGCUAACAGUGACGACUAUUAAUAUAUUUACUCUGACCUUAGCUAACAGUAACGAUUAUUAAUAUAUUCACUCUGACCUUAGCUAACAGUGACGUUAUAAUAUAUUCACGCUGACCAUAGCUAACAAUGAUGAUUAUUAAUAUAUUCACUCUGACCUGUGACCUCUUCAGUGUGCAUGUGUCGGCUUACUAUACCAUGUAUAUUACGUACUGUAUUUUUCCAUGUAUUACUGGAUGUGUGUGAUAGUCACAUAAAAUUUGCAUAUCAAGAGUUACUGAUCAUGACGCUUACAAAUAUGAAGUUUUAAUAACAGGUUCAAAUAAAUUUAUGUACAAGA
Messenger RNA from Magallana angulata, 9798 nucleotides. RefSeq names its product talin-1-like. The transcript is spliced from 58 exons. Gene Ontology annotation, cellular component: cytoskeleton; ruffle; plasma membrane. Gene Ontology annotation, biological process: cell-cell adhesion. The record is from RefSeq and is a predicted model, not a curated record. Gene Ontology annotation, molecular function: structural constituent of cytoskeleton; actin filament binding; integrin binding. The coding region runs from base 16 to 7692 and encodes 2558 amino acids. Lineage: Eukaryota; Metazoa; Mollusca; Bivalvia; Ostreida; Ostreidae.